AUGUCAGACAAGCCAACAAUCAGACUCGCCACAGCGGAGGACGUCCCUCUAAUCCUGCAAUUCAUCCGCGAACUCGCCGAGUACGAAAAAGCCCUGCACGAGGUCGAAGCAACCGAGAAGUCGCUCCUCGCAACGCUCUCCUUUCCCGACGACGAGCCAAAGCGGGGCUCCGUGUACACAGCCCUGAUCACGCCGCCCGCAACGGCGCAGAACCCCUCGCCCUCCCCCGUCGGCAUGGCGCUCUUCUUCUACAACUACUCCACCUGGCGCGCGGCGCCGGGCAUCUACCUCGAGGAUCUAUAUGUGCAGCCCGCGGCCCGCGGGAACGGGUACGGGUUCAAGUUGCUGCGGUGGCUCGCGGCGAAGGUGAUUGAGGUCAGGGGGCGGCGGCUGGAGUGGAGUGUGCUUACGUGGAAUGAGCCGAGCAUUCAGUUUUACAAGCAGGUUGGUGCGAAGGCGAUGGAUGAGUGGUUGAAGAUGAUGGUUGAGGGGGAGGCGCUGGAUCGCUUAGCGGACGGUGCGUGA
This is a messenger RNA of Aspergillus mulundensis, 525 nucleotides long. Its product is annotated as GNAT family N-acetyltransferase. Lineage: Eukaryota; Fungi; Ascomycota; Eurotiomycetes; Eurotiales; Aspergillaceae. The record is from RefSeq and is a predicted model, not a curated record. The transcript is spliced from 2 exons. Gene Ontology annotation, biological process: protein acetylation. The coding region runs from base 1 to 525 and encodes 174 amino acids. Gene Ontology annotation, molecular function: N-acetyltransferase activity.